Messenger RNA from Trichosporon asahii var. asahii CBS 2479, 3927 nucleotides. RefSeq lists its product as uncharacterized. The transcript is spliced from 17 exons. NCBI's taxonomy places the organism in Eukaryota, Fungi, Basidiomycota, Tremellomycetes, Trichosporonales, Trichosporonaceae. The record is from RefSeq and is a predicted model, not a curated record. Bases 1 to 3927 code for a protein of 1308 amino acids.
AUGGAGCUCUCACAAUAUACCGACGCCCAAUUGCAGAAGUACCACUUUCGUAGCGGAAGCGGCGACCUUGACACGUUCCUGCGCAAGCCUUCCCUCAUCGAGAUGCGCGACUCACCGGUCAGUCCUUCAAAUCUUACGCCAAUUGACUUCAGUGGAUCUGGGUCACCAGCAUUCCUGCGUCCGCAAACGAGAACGAGGCAGUGGUGGUGUCUCGCGGCGCCGACCUUCGUGAGCGCGUGGUGCCUUCCUUCCCUAACAUUAGUGACCGAUCUCGUCACACGAAUGAAGGAGAUUGAGAAAGGCGUUGAGUGGAAGAAGGUGGUCCGCGAGCGAGCGCAAGCAGACACGAUUGCGGCUUUUAAGGCACUCAGCUUGGAAAAGAAUUUCACACAUGGCAAGUGGCUGCUUUAUCCCUCGCACGAGCACGUUGACGCUGUCUGGGCGCGGGUGGCAAAGUCAGUCGACGGUGGCCCACUGAAGAAGGCGGGAGCCACGGGAGCUAAGGUUGCGACCACCGAGAGUGCCGAGCAGUCGCAUGUCAUCUGUGUGUACUAUGACAAUGUUUACGACAAGGAGAAGACGGAGAAGAUUCUGAUUGCCCUCCUCAACCAUGGGCUGGAACCAUCGGCGGUGAAGUCGGACCUCUACACACUCAUUGGACUCGACAGCAAACAUCCCGCCAAGCUGAGGAGCAGCGUGUGGCGACCUCUUGAUUUCAUGUCCAAGGAAGAUAGCAAGACUUUGAAAGAAGGAUGGAACAAAGAGAGGGAACUGGCAUUCUAUGAAGGCAGCGGUAAGCUUGGGUGGAUCGUACACGAGCUGACGGAAGGAAACGAGGUAGAUUCGGAACAGACUAAACGCGCUCCCCCUGCUGCUGCCGAGCCGGCCCCCAAGCGAAUCAAAAGCAAGGCCUGGUUUGGUUCCGGAGCUCCUGCUUCUCCGAGCGUGAACGCUCACCCACGCCGCGCCGGCCCCUUCCUCUGCAUUCUUUCCGGUAACCGCGACGCCUUCCACCGCCCUCUGCGCCGCCACCCCUCCAGCUGCGUGUCGUGGGCUUUGUCGGCGAACAGUUUCCCCCACACAGCGGACCAGCUCCUUUGUAUUCGCACGGGCUCUGCGCGGUCCCCAAUCACUUCGGCCGAUCCUCCACCAGGCUGCCCGGCCGACUUUUUCUCAGCACUCGAUGUUCUCUUCGAGGGUCGGGAGGGUCGCCUGCAGGCGCUCGUGGCAAUGGGCCUCACGGUCCUACCACUACACACAGAUGACCUCGUGGCUCUUACACGAGGUGUAGGGGCAGACGAACACUCUCUGCUCUUUGCGAGCCGGUACCAGCAGCGCGAGAAAUCCGAGGUGAUGAACUCGUGCAACGUAGCUUUUCUGCACCGCUGCAUCACCGCAACAUUCGUUCCUCUGGAGAGGGUCCUGGCGGAUCGCCAAAGGGCAGGCGAGGACAUCGACGGUGACGCACUUAUCUGCUCCAUGGGUGGUGUCAUGGCGGAACUGCGAGGCCUGUCCGCCCUGGCGGCCAAGGACGUGGACAGCGACCGCAAGCGAGCAAUGCCAGAAGUCGCCUGUGAGUAUCCCGAUGAAUACUUAGGCAACGAUGUCGCUGACGGUACUCGACUGCAGCUGGCAGUGCGAGUCCAGGCUCCUACAAAGCGUCGAUCGUCGGCCUCGCCCAAGGCUUCCCACAAGAAACGUCUCUGCCAAGAUGCGGCGCAGGCCGCUGGCAUGAACGACGUGUUUGACUCUUCGGCAAAGCUGCAGGUGCCAAGCCAGCGUCAAUCGUCCCGCUCGCUGAGCUUGCCACUCAGUCACCUCACGGCCUCUUCUGAAUUCGACAAGAACCGCGGGCAUACGCCUUGGCACGAAGAUAUCUUGGCUGGUCUCGGUGAUCCGGAGAUCGGCCUGGGUGGCUUCGUCCGCACGUCCGGGCACUACCGCGCCACCGGCCCAACGGCAGCCAGCCUCUGCCUGAAGCUGAUUGAGGUUGUGGAUCACGCCGAGCGCGAAUACCUACCGGCGGCGAACGUGCACCGACUGUUUUGCGAACGCACCGGCUGUGCGCUCAACCCCAUCGUCGGCAAGCCACCGCACCCCGACUGCCCGCCGGGCUUUUACUCUCCUGCGGCAGUGCUCGAGGCUGGCCAGGAGGGCGAGCUCGAGGUACUGGUGGCGGCGGGCCUGACCGCCCUGCCGCUGCACAUACCCGACCUGCUCUCGCUGGCCGAGGGCGUCGGUAACGACCCCGACGCCCUGCUGGUGGUGUCCCGUUGGCACCAAGGCACCCAGGCAGAGGAGGGAGAGCUCACCGCUUACAACCUGCAGUAUCUGCAUCAGUGUUUGCGGGCGGUUCUACCACCCUUGGAGCGGGUCCUCGUCGGGCGCUACCAGCGCGCCGACGUCGUGCCGGAGCACCUUCUGUGCACUGCGGGUGCGGUAAUGGCAGUGUUGCGGGCGCUCAUACUCCUCGCAAGGGCCAUCUCGCGUGCCCUCGUCUGCCCCGCUACAGGGCGCGACGGGGUAGAACACUGGUUGGAUGCGAGCUCCGAAUACCAAACGGGCCCGGCCACGCGACCGUGGUACGCGGACGUGAUCGACGCAUUCCGAGCGAUGAAACCCAGUCUGUCCUCGCUGACGGAGAGCGCCGAGAACAUGCGCAAGAGAGGCAGCCUCGGUCUAGGCGGCUUUGCACGAAUCUCUGAAAAGUGGCGCAAGGAUGGUGGGACAAUGCCACCUGAACCGGCGGCAAAGCUGGAAGGUAUCUCCAGCCAGGUCAUCACCGAGUACUUUUCCGACGCGCGCGUCUUCCAGCUGGUGAGCGUACGAGCUGAGUGCGGGAUCGCACCUUUGGAGAACGCCAAGGUUGCGGAGGCGUGCUCCCACCGAUUCUUCACCCCAUGGUCGGUCAUGAGGAGUGCGCUCGGUGGGGAGUGCGACGUGGUCGUUGCAGCUGGACUGGGUGCCUUGCCGCUCCACCCCAACGACCUUAUUGGUCUGACCGCAGCGGUGGGGAACAAUCCGGAGGCUCUGUUCUUUGUGAGCAAGUGGGAGCAGGUCGUGAAGAACGAGCGCCACACGCUGUACCGCGCAUCGUACCUUGCCCAAGCUGUCGAGAAGGUUUUCAGCGCCCUCAGGCGUGUGACAGUUACGACCGACAUGGGGCAGGGACGUGUCCACUCCGGUUCCGUUGCGACUGCCAUCCGGAACGUGCUGCAUGGGUUGCACGCUCUCUUCGCGAGUAACGCACACCAAGCCGCGUUAACCGAACUGGCGAUUGAGUACAUCAAGCGCGUGGGUGCCUCGCUUAGGAGCGACAACAGCCUGCAGAACGUGCAGCGUACGCGCCCCAAGAAUUCGUCGUCAGCUUCAAGUUCCGCGACGGCCGCCCCUGUCUCCGCAGAGCCCCCGGUACCAGACGCACUGUCGCGAUAUCGUGAAAUGGCGACCCCCGCGCAGACGUCAACCGCCGUCCUACCGCCUGGGCAAGAGUACCUUGAGUGGAUCAACCCGGACGGCAAGACCCGUUUCGUCUGCGCGCAGUCCCACUGCCGCCUCGCGCUCAAGAACAAGCAGGGCGCGCAAAAGCACGUGGAAGACAAGGUGUGCCGCCAAGAUCGCCCUCGCCAGGUGCGUUCCAGCAACGAGAUCGCACCCCUCGACGACCCACAACUGGCAGGUCGAUGGAUUGAGUGGGAGCACGCCAACGCCCACACUUGUGUGGCCCAUGACGAGUCAGAAAUCGUCGGCGAGUUGCCAGAUCUAGCUGUCCGUGGCCAGGAUUGGAGCAGUGUCAUUGACAGACAGUUGGGUGGAGUCCCCACCUUUGAAUGGCUGAGUGUUCGCGGCGAGAGUGGCCGCAAAGCGGCUAAGAACGCCAAGGUCCCAGGAGGCUUGUCCGCCCGUUUUGUGACCACCUGCACCUGA